This is a messenger RNA of Nannospalax galili (Upper Galilee mountains blind mole rat), 3841 nucleotides long. It is a transcript of the gene CUNH10orf88, whose product is annotated as chromosome unknown C10orf88 homolog. The transcript has 6 exons. Lineage: Eukaryota; Metazoa; Chordata; Mammalia; Rodentia; Spalacidae. The coding region runs from base 411 to 1730 and encodes 439 amino acids. The record is from RefSeq and is a predicted model, not a curated record.
UCAGCUAGCGGUGCUCACCGCCCGCAAAGCCGCAUGCGCCGUGCACGCCACAGGGGGCGAGCCGGAAGAAACGGCGGCCAUUCCCGGGGUCCUGGGGCUGGGAGCAGGGCCUUGCAGAGCGUUGCGCAUGCGCACGGACCAAGGCCCAAACAGGCCGCUGCAGCGUUCAACGCACGCGCCUUCUCCCGGAUCUCAGCCGGCGAAGAUGCGGACCUGUCCUCUGGAAUCCAGACGACAUACACACGCGUGCGCUUGCUCAUCGGUUUGUCGCGGUGAAACGCCAUCGGUCCAGAGGAAGGAAAAAGAGACGAACCGGAAGUCGUGCUAAGCCCUCUCCUCCCCUUGGCACUGACGGAAACUGAAGCCCAGUUAGAGCGGUUCCGGAUCUUGCCUGGCCCGGAGGAGGAGAAAUGGAGACCCGGACCGAGGACCCAGGACCGACCCGCGGCCUGACGCUGACCUCGUCCUGGGAUGCGGCGUGCGGGGCCCUGGCCCGGAGCCUUCUACCAAUCUGGGCUGGCCUCGGUGGCCCCGACUCGGACUGGGAGCGGCUGCUGGCACCUCCUGCUCCGGGCCAGGAGCUGGUGAAUCUGAAGAGCAGCCCUGGCCCCGGAGGUGAAAGCCCCUGCUUCCUUUACCUAAGGAGUGGGCCUAAUGGAGGUGAAGAGAUCCUUUCGGUUGGCGUUCUGAGUUCAGCAAGGAAUAUGGAAGUAUACCUAGGGGAGGAGUACUGUGGAACUAGUCGGGGCAAGAAUGUCUGCACUGUCCUGGAUGACAGUGAACAUGAGGAGAUUCUUUUGUACAAAAAAUAUCUAAAGUUGCAGUCUUCCACACAUGCCUGCAAAAUAAAGUUGCUGUCCUUUGGUGAAAAGCAGUCUGUGUUCAUCAGUAAAGUUGUGGUACACGUGAGACCAAGUUCAGCAAGUCCUUCACCAAACCCUCCAACUCUAGGAUCCAGGAUAGACCUUGACAAUAUCCAAACUAUAAUGGAGUCCAUGGGAUCAAAGUUAUCACCUGGAGCUCAGCAAUUGAUGAAUAUGGUUAGGUUUCAGCAGCAGAACUGCAUUCCCACUGGAGAGCAGCUUCCGUCGCUUUGGGCAACUACUGGACACAAGCACAUGGUUGCGCUGCAGCCUUCGCCUAAGGGAGUCUCAGACAAACCGUCCUCUACGCCUUUUCCUUUUAGAACUGGAUUGACAUCCUCAGAUGUGACUGAAAAUUUAAAGACUUUCCUUGGUAAAAGCACAGAGCCACCUGCUGAAGGAAACAUUACAAACCACGAGUGUAAAAUGGUACCAGAAAAUCAUUCCCUUCUUAAAAGCGCAACAUCUUCUUUCCUACCAAAGAAAGCAAGUGAUAACUCAAAUAUCCCCAACUCUGAGUUGCUGCCUUUUCUCCAGAACUUAUGUAGUCAAGUUAACCAUCUCCGUGUGGGACAUAACGCCAGGUGGCAACAGAACAUCUCCAGGCCCCAAGAAGGUGUUGUCAGUGUUGCGAUGGAAGAACAGCCCAUCUGUUCCUACUUGGAAAAGGUUCUUUCUAAAAAUAUGGAACUGAUGGAAAAGAAGCUUAUGGACUACAUUGAUCAGAGAAUCUACAACCUCCGGGAGCACAUAGAUGCUAAGAUUGCUUUGUUAGUGGACUUGCUCCAGAAUCCCAACUCCCCACCUUCUGGGAUGGCACUGAGACAUUAUGACUCCAGAGAAAGGCUUUCUAAUGGGGAAAGAUAGGCUCGCCACAUGUACAGUGAACUGCAGAUAUUUAUUUCAUAUUUAUUACAAAGCCCAAACCCAAAAAGUUUAUGAAAAGCAGCAAGUAUUUGCUGUCUUUUGAAGGAGCAUUGUCUGGCAGUGACCUCAGUGCUCAUUUUUACUGGGCUUGUGACCACAGGUCCAGUGCUACACACCGAGAGCUAACAUGGUGGCCCUAAGUUAUUUUGCUUGCUAUAUUUUUUACUCUUAAAGAAAUGUUUGUAUAUUUGUGUUGCUUAAGUCUUUAGAAUGUUUAAGAAUUUCUGAUGCAGCUCAUUAGUGUGUAUUGUAUAUUACCAAUGUGUUUGAAGUGAAUUUUUUAUUUAUACAGAUAUUUUAUAGUCUCAGGAGUGUGAAAAAUAAUGCUUAGAAUAUUUGAUAUUUUUCUUUUCUAAUUAUUUUUGGAAAAUUGAAUACUUGGAGCCUCUAACUCAGAUUACCAACUUACAUUUUGUAUUGUUUCCCUGAGAUGAAUAAAUACAGCGUUUGGCAUGUUUAGUGCUAGUUUACACCGAAUACUGUUUGUUUCCUUACAGUGUAGCUGUAGGUUAGAAAGUAGUAAUCAGAGCCAGAGUGUUCAUUUUCAGUCUUCCUGCUUUGGGUAAAACAGAAGCAUUUGUCUUGUUUGAUCUCAGCCCCAUUUCUGGAACUGAUAAGGGUUCUUACCCCAGAGUCCUUUCUAGCAUGUUUAAUGCAUGACAUUCUGAGAAUCUGAGAUGAGGGUUCAGAUAGAUCAAGCAAGGGGAAUGCAAGUCUCCAGCAGGCUUAGUUUCAGAACUUACAGCCAUUGUGUAUGUGCUGAAGGGUGAUGUGUCUGCAUCCCCAAAUAAAUACGUCCACUGCAGUCUGUUUGUAAGUUAAUGGAACUCUUAUUUUCAAUUUUUUAAUUACUUUUUUUUUCUAAGAAGGGAUUUUUCAUACCCAUCUAUUUUGUUCUUUUGAUAAUUGUUUAUUUUCAUCAUCCUGCAAAGGUGCCACAGUGUGGAGAACACAGCACACUCUUGCUGGUCUUUUAUGAGCCAGUAUUAAUGGGUCAGUCAUAGCAUUUGCAGGGCUGACAUUUCCUAAUCGAGAAAUCUCACUCAAGCUCCACCCAACAACUCAUGGUCUUGAAGCUUCUGGUAGUAGUGUCUUCACUGAUUCGCAGAGUGUUGUCCAUGACUUAGGCCCCCAUAGGUCAUCAUCUAGGGCUCCCCGCCUGGUUCUGCAGGAUCAAACUACACUCCUAAGUGAGACUUUUUUUUUUUUUGGUCUUUCUGAGACAGGGUCUCCCUGUAGCCCCAGCUGGCCUAGAACUCACAGAGAUCCACAUGCCUCUGCCUCCCGAGUCCUGGGAUUAAAGGCGUGAGCUAUCAUGUGAGGCCUUGGCAAUAUCUCCAUCUCACCCUUCCAGCAUCACUUCCUGCCUGGCUCUGCGUCCUCAUCUGUGGUCCUUGACUGCUCCUUUGUGACAGGACUGACCAUGGAGCAGGAAGGGGUCAGAGGGAAGAUCUUACAGAAUAAGAACUGUAAAAGGUGGGAACUUAGAGCGGAUAAACCACACAGCUUCUGUAACCGUGUAAUUGAGUUGAAGAAGGAAUCCUUUCUCCAACAGCCUGAAGUUGAGAGCUAGAACAACUCACAUUCCUAACAACUUAGCUCACAGCUGUGUGUACGUACCUGUAUGCUUCCUGGCUCACAGUUACAGGAAGGUAGAGAGAAAUGGUCCACACCUGCACACCCCGACCCCCCCACCUCCAUUCUGGUCAAAACUGUAAACCCAUUUCUUGACCAAUUUCUGUCUCUCCUCUUUGUGGAAGUGGCUGGUAACGCCUCCAGAUCCUGGGAACAGCUUCCCAUGGGUCCAUAAACAUUAGAUUAGGCUUUGUAGGGGAAGAAACCCAGCCUUAACUGCAGAUGCCAUGCUUGACAUGAUUUGCACCAACACAACAAAGAAAUGAAAUAUACUUGUCAAGCAGCCCUGGUCAAAAAUAACCUGUGUAACCUCAUACUGCACUCCCAGAUUUAAAGUAAGACCCACUGAGAAGAGCCUGUAGAGUGUGACUCGAGCAGCACCCCCUCGGUGCUGUUAGCACUUCUGCUCCAUAAUA